AUCUCGGUAUAUUUCCGAGGGUCUGUUGGUAUAACUCCGCGGUCACACUGACACAUACAACCUACAAAUUCAGAUAGUUCUGGAAUUUAUAGUUUUAAUUAAUAAUAAAAGAAAGUUUAACAUAAGUGAAGCAGUCAAUAUGUCAGACUGGGAUUCUGUUACAGUUCUGCGGAAGAAGGCUCCAAAAUCGUCUACCCUGAAAACUGAGUCGGCGGUCAAUCAGGCUCGCCGCCAAGGUGUUGCCGUGGACACCCAACAAAAAUAUGGUGCUGGCACCAACAAGCAGCAUGUGACCACCAAGAACACUGCCAAGCUAGACCGCGAGACUGAAGAAUUGCGCCACGACAAGAUACCGCUUGAUGUGGGCAAGAUCAUUCAACAGGGACGUCAGAACAAGGGUCUCAGCCAGAAGGACUUGGCCACUAAAAUUUGUGAGAAGCAGCAGGUUAUAACUGACUACGAGGCCGGACGCGGCAUUCCUAACAACUUGAUACUCGGAAAAAUGGAGCGGGUGCUUGGCAUCAAGCUGCGCGGCAAGGAGCGUGGCCAACCAAUAGCGCCUCCCGGUAAAAAGUGAGACGACGCUGCAGCGUCCUCUGCUUGUGGCGCUCCACCAUCGAACACCUCAACACGCAACAAUGCCAACGCCAGACAGCAGCAGCAGUCGCAGCAACACCAACAGCAGCAGCUGCAGCACCAGCAACACCAGGAGCCUGGCUGGAGCACCGUGAGCAGAAGACGCAAAUGAAGCCUUAUCGGGAGGCUCUUCACCAAAUCAAAUUCGGGUUAACCAAACCAAGCAGCCCAAGACAGACAGACAAGCGCAACCAAUCCUCCAAUCCUUUAUCUAUGAGCGCCAUAGUUUUUGAAUAUUCUUUUGAUUGAAGCCAAAAACCAAAUCAAUCGCCGCGUUUCGCACACACACACACACACACGCAAACACAUUCAUACAAUGUCUUUUCCUACUAUUUGCAUGCACUAUUUGCCUUUUUAUUUUUUUUCUGAUAAAUUAAAUAUUGUAAUUUUUAAAAAUACAAAUCACAAGCACAGCCUCGCUCAAGCCCCCCGGAGACAGAGAGAGAGAGACACUAAACGCGAAACGCAA
Molecule: messenger RNA, 1105 nt
Organism: Drosophila subobscura
Lineage: Eukaryota; Metazoa; Arthropoda; Insecta; Diptera; Drosophilidae
Gene: mbf1
Product: endothelial differentiation-related factor 1 homolog
Exons: 4
Cellular component (GO): nucleus
Molecular function (GO): DNA binding
Source: RefSeq, a predicted model, not a curated record